AUGGCUAAGAGAAAGGCCACUCCUUUGGACACUCUUCCGCCCAUUUGCGGAGGUGCCGUGGUCACAAGCGUUGUGAUGUAUCCGGUGGACGUGGUGCGUGCCAUCUGUAUGGCCAACCCCGGAACAGGGGCGGGAGAAGCACUGAAGGGCUUCCUCCAGGCCCACGGCGUCAUGGGCUUUGUGAAGCAAGGCCUGGUGGCCGAAGUCACGAGGGCUUCCAUCUCCCGAGCCAUCAAGUUCUUCAUGCAGCCCAUUGUGCACAAGAACCUCUACGGCAAGCCGGAGACCAAAGGCACUCCUGUGAGCAAGGGCCUGGCCGGUGCGAUUGGCACCUUUCCAGAGGUCCUGGCGAUCUCACCGUUGGAGAACAUCAAGCUGGCAGCCCAGCUGGACAAGGAAGGAAGGUUUAGUGGAUCUGCCGACAUCGCGAAGCACAUUUUGAAGACCCGAGGCUUCAACGGUCUGAUGAUUGGCUAUGCCGGCAUGCAGGUGCGGCAGUGCUUGUGGACUGGUGGCUUCUUCCUGACGCUAGACCUCUACAAGGGGUGGGUCAGCAGCGCCGUCUCGAAUAAACUCGCCCAGGAUGUGUUGUCUGGCUUCGCUGCCGGGGCUACUGGAACUGCCAUGAACUGCUGGACCGACGUCUGCCGCUCCAUCGUGCAGAAGAAGGCCUUGGCGGAUACCUUCGACCCCUCCAUUCCAAGGCCAAGCAUGCUGGCACCCUACAAUCCCGUGCCCUUCUUCUCGGAGGCGGCAAACCUUGCCACCACCAAGGGCAUCGGCGGCCUCUACGCGGGUGUUGGGCCCAAGAUGGUCCACCUUGGCGGAAGCGGGGCCAUUUUGGCCGUGCUCAUGCCGCGCUUCAAGACCAUGUGGUUUGACAUGAUGGGGCUCGAGUGA
Symbiodinium sp. CCMP2592 is the source of this 900-nucleotide messenger RNA. The record is from the annotation of a GenBank genome assembly. NCBI's taxonomy places the organism in Eukaryota, Dinophyceae, Suessiales, Symbiodiniaceae.